AUGGAAGAUUCCAUUUUGCUCACUUACAAAUCAGCCACUCUCAGAAAAUCAGAUAUUGACAACCUCCGCGACUGCUGAUGGCUUAACGACCAGUGCAUCAACUUCUAUUACGAGUACCUUGCUAACACUGUACAAGGUAUCGACAACGUCAAGCUGGUAGACCCAGCGUCAGCGGCGUUGCUGCUUUACACCGAUGACAUCGAAGACCUCUUCGACAUAUUCGAGCCUCUGGAACUCCCUGAUGCUGACCUGAUCUGAUGCCCAGUCAAUGACAACACAGACAAGUUCAAAGGAGCCGGAGGCAGCCACUGGACACUUCUGUUUUACUCAAAAGCACACCAUUCGUUUUUCUACUCAGACAGUGGAAGCACAGGUUGAGUGUUGUCAAAUAUACCAUCAGUGGCCACCAAGCUUCACUGGCUGAUCACCAACAACCGAGAAGGCACUUCUGAACAAGGAACCGACUUCGAAAUCAAUGUGGUGAAGAAUGCUCCGAAGCAAACGAACAGCUACGACUGCGGAGUAUAUGUGCUUGAAAUGACCAGACUGCUGAUUGAUAUGUAUUUGAGUGACGAGGGAAUAUCUUCUGUUGAGCUAGAAGAUUACAAAUUUGAUGAUCUCACAAGUUCAGAAAAUGUCAAUGAGCUUAGACAUACAAUUAGAGACACUAUCAGUGCAUUGAUUGGAGAGAGUUAGAGUCCACGAAUGUUUAAAGAUUCAAUAUGUGCA
This is a messenger RNA of Moneuplotes crassus, 729 nucleotides long. The record is from the annotation of a GenBank genome assembly. NCBI's taxonomy places the organism in Eukaryota, Ciliophora, Spirotrichea, Euplotida, Euplotidae.